Molecule: messenger RNA, 1274 nt
Organism: Limulus polyphemus (Atlantic horseshoe crab)
Lineage: Eukaryota; Metazoa; Arthropoda; Merostomata; Xiphosura; Limulidae
Product: otopetrin-3-like
Exons: 2
Coding region: 46-912 (288 amino acids)
Biological process (GO): proton transmembrane transport
Cellular component (GO): membrane
Molecular function (GO): proton channel activity
Source: RefSeq, a predicted model, not a curated record
CUUAACAACAGCAACGCCAGCAAUCCUUGUCAGAAGGAAGACAUAAUGGGUAACAUUGUGGCAAGCUCAUCUCCAUUUCUGUACCCGUUUAUUGUAGAGUAUAGUCUCAUAGGCGCAGCAGUAUUGUAUGUUAUGUGGAAAAACAUUGGCAAGGACCCUAUCUUCCAGGGGGAGCUUCAAGAGGAAGACCGCCUCUCCAGGACAUCCAGCGCUCAGUCGACCAAUCCCGUGAAUUGCUCGGGGUCCAGCAAAGGCCUGUUCUUCGGACUUCUUGUGCUUGUUAUUUGCGUUAUUUGUCUCAUCGUAUUCUUUGUUCUCAUCUACCACGACCACUAUCGCCUCCUGGCGGUCUACCUUAGUGAUCUUUCUCACUGCAGCAUCCUUCUUUUUGCCAUCAUCGCCAUCAUCGUCGGCUUCUUUCGAGUGAAGUCUCUACGUUUUUCAACUUGUCGUAAAGAUCAGCUUCGGGAUAUCCUCUUGCGCGUGGCAGCAUUUGGUUUGUACAUCCACGCCAUGUUCGGCAUCAUUGCAGGUUCACUGUCUUCAGUCUCUUAUAUACCCAACAUUCUCCUCUUAGUAACCAGCUGCCUCACCUUGCUCCAGGUCACUUUACAGUCUCUCUUAAUCGCCGACAUGUCCUGUCGGUCAUCCCAUCUCCCGGAACAAGACCAACAAAAACCCGGAAGACAGAUCGUUACCUUUCUGAUGAUCUCGAACCUGACCUUAUGGGUUAUUUACACAUUCCAGAUGCAGAAGGUUGAAGCGAGUCCAGUGGAGCGAGAGUUCUAUGGGGUCAUGGGUUGGGCGGUCAUCACUAGGGUUACAUUGCCUCUUAGCAUUUUCUACAGGUUCCAUUCAGCAGUGACGUUUGCAGAAGUUUGGAAGAACUCUUACAGAAACGUGUCUUCUUGAGUGGUGUUAGUUACACGAUCUGUAACUCCCUGUAGCCAGGAGAUUGUCCAUUUGUUUAAAACUCUUACAGAAACGUGUCUUCUUGAGUGGUGUUAGUUACACGGUGUGUAAGAUAAAGCAAUAACUCCCUGUAGCCAGGAGAUUGUCCACGGACUUAGAUUUGUUUAAAACUCUUACAGAAACGUGUCUUCUUGAGUGGUGUUAGUUACACGGUGUGUAAGAUAAAGCAAUAACUCCCUGUAGCCAGGAGAUUGUCCACGGACUUAGAUUUGUUUAAAACUCUUACAGAAACGUGUCUUCUUGAGUGGUGUUAGUUACACGAUCUGUAACUCCCUGUAGCCAGGAGAUUGUCCACGGACUUA